This is a messenger RNA of Helianthus annuus (common sunflower), 2278 nucleotides long. Its product is annotated as probable methyltransferase PMT2. Gene Ontology annotation, molecular function: methyltransferase activity. The transcript has 7 exons. The record is from RefSeq and is a predicted model, not a curated record. The coding region runs from base 218 to 2062 and encodes 614 amino acids. Gene Ontology annotation, cellular component: endosome; cytoplasm; trans-Golgi network. Lineage: Eukaryota; Viridiplantae; Streptophyta; Magnoliopsida; Asterales; Asteraceae.
GAAUGAAACAAAUCAAAGUCGUAUCAUUAUCACAUACACAAAUUAUUCUCAUUUAUUCAACAUUGAGCAACCAUAUCCUUUUAUACCCCACCACCAUCCCCGUAAUCACAUGAAACACCAAGUUGUCUUCCACUCCAUGCUCUAGACACCAUCUUUUUAUCGAACCAAAUCAUCAAGAUCUUCAAUUCUUUAUUACCCUCUUCAAGAUCUUUUAAUCAUGGCAUCUAAAGGUAAUCCUGGAGACAAUAGAACCAGGAGAUCGUUUUCGAUAUUUAUAGUGGUUGGUUUAUGUUGCUUCUUUUAUCUACUUGGUGCAUGGCAAAAAAGCGGUUUCGGUAAGGGCGACAGCAUAGCUCAAGAAGUAACAAAAAGCGCUGAUUGUAGCGUUCUUUCGAAUCUUAAUGUCGAGACUCACCAUGGUAACGGAAUGAAGAAAACCAACGAUUCACCUGAAAAUAAGGUUUUCCAACCUUGUGAUGACCGUUUUGUUGAUUAUACGCCCUGUCAUGAUCAAAUGCGUGCAAUGACUUUCCCUAGAGAAAACAUGAAUUACAGGGAAAGACAUUGUCCUCCCGAAAACGAGAAAUUACACUGUCUUAUUCCCGCACCGAAAGGGUAUGUGACGCCGUUUCCAUGGCCCAAAAGCCGUGAUUAUGUCCCCUUUGCAAAUGCACCGUAUAAAAGCUUGACAGUUGAAAAGGCGAUUCAAAACUGGAUCCAAUAUGAAGGCGAUGUUUUUAGGUUUCCCGGUGGUGGUACACAGUUUCCUCAUGGGGCAGAUGCAUAUAUCGAUCAACUGGCUUCUGUUAUCCCAAUUAAGAAUGGAAUGGUUAGAACGGCAUUGGACACUGGAUGUGGUGUUGCAAGUUGGGGUGCGUAUUUGUUUAAAAGAAACGUGAUUGCCAUGUCAUUUGCACCAAGAGACUCCCAUGAAGCACAAGUCCAAUUUGCUCUCGAAAGAGGUGUUCCCGCAAUCAUUGGCGUUCUCGGAACUAUAAAGCUUCCGUACCCUUCUAGAUCUUUCGACAUGGCUCAUUGUUCACGCUGCUUGAUACCAUGGGGCGGAAAUAGUGGAAAGUACAUGAUGGAAGUUGAUAGAGUCUUGCGACCCGGGGGCUAUUGGGUUCUUUCCGGUCCACCGAUUAAUUGGCGGGCUAAUUAUAAAUCAUGGCAGCGCCCGAAAGACGAACUUGAAGAAGAACAGAGGAAUAUUGAAGAAACCGCUAAACUUCUAUGUUGGGAGAAAAAAUAUGAAAAAGGCGAAACCGCAAUUUGGAGGAAACGAGUAAAUAAAUCCUAUUGUCAAGAACGCGAUUCUCGUGUAACCAUGUGUAAAUCCACAAAUCCCGAUGAUGUCUGGUACAAGGAGAUGGAAGCUUGUGUGACACCGUAUCCCGAGACAGACAAUGCAGACGAUGUUUCUGGCGGUGAAUUAAAACCGUUUCCCGAAAGAUUAAAUGAUGUUCCACCUAGGGUUAGUAGUGGGUCGGUUCCUGGAACCACGGUUGAGUUAUUCCAAGAAGACAAUAAGUUAUGGCAGAAACAUCUGAAUGCUUACAAAAGGGUGAAUAAGAUCAUUGACUCAGGGCGUUAUCGUAAUAUCAUGGAUAUGAAUGCGGGUCUUGGCAGUUUUGCUGCUGCAAUCGAGUCUUCAAAAUCAUGGGUUAUGAACGUGAUGCCAACGAUAGCUAAAAAGGACACUCUUGGUGUGAUUUUUGAGCGCGGUUUAAUCGGCAUUUACCAUGACUGGUGUGAAGCCUUCUCGACGUACCCGAGGACGUAUGAUCUAAUACACGCGAACGGUCUUUUCAGCUUGUACAAAGACAAGUGUAGUUAUGAAGACAUUCUUAUAGAAAUGGAUAGAAUUUUACGGCCUGAGGGUACCGUAAUAAUACGUGACAGUGAGAAAGAAAUUAUGAAGGUGAAAAGCAUUGUUUCUGGAAUGCGAUGGAGCACGAAGAUGGUGGAUCAUGAAGAUGGUCCACUUGUUCCUGAGAAGAUACUGUUUGCCGUUAAACAGUAUUGGGUUGCGGGUGAAAACAACUCAACGUCUUCUAGAUGAUCGUGGAAGAUAACAAUGAAGGGUGCAACAUGUGUAAGAUAGUGUUGUUUUAAUCUUAAUUAGUUGUGCCGAAAUACUUGAUUUAGUUUGAGCUUUAGUGGUGACUGGUGAGUUUAGUAUAAAGUUGAUCCAAGAGUUUUUGAAGACCAUAGUUGUCCUGUGUAUUUUACUCUCUUAUAAGUUAUAUAAACUCUUCAACAGUUUUGAUUUUACUCA